Musa acuminata AAA Group (dessert banana) is the source of this 1020-nucleotide messenger RNA. Its product is annotated as zinc finger A20 and AN1 domain-containing stress-associated protein 5-like. NCBI's taxonomy places the organism in Eukaryota, Viridiplantae, Streptophyta, Magnoliopsida, Zingiberales, Musaceae. Bases 335 to 850 code for a protein of 171 amino acids. The transcript has 2 exons. The record is from RefSeq and is a predicted model, not a curated record. Gene Ontology annotation, molecular function: DNA binding; zinc ion binding.
GGUGGCUCCAUCGUAAUAAAUCAGCCACUCGGGUGGCAUUUCCUCAUCUCUUCUUCUAUAUAAUGAACCGCAAGGCCAAGCCAGCGUCAAAAAAGGCGUCAUAUUGUUUCCGUAGUGGUGCUGGUGGGUUUAUACCGCUUCAAUUUCCGUCUUUUUCUCCUCCUUUUAUUGAGAGGAAGAGAAAAGGAGCGAGGGAGAGAGGGCGAUCGGAUCUGUCGAGGUCGGUUUCUUCUUUCGACCUUCUCUUUCUUUUGGGAAAAAGUAGUCGAUUAGAAUUCGUGCCUUUUGUUUGUUUGGAUUGAUCGAUCGGAAGGGAGAAAGAAGAGGCAGGACGAUGGCGGAGGAACAGCGAUGCCAGGAUGGCCACCGGCUGUGCGCCAACAACUGCGGCUUCUUCGGGAGCCCCGCCACCCUCAACCUCUGCUCCAAGUGUUACCGCGACCUCCGCCUCAAGGAGGAGCAGGCCGCCUCCGCCAUGAUCGCGGUCGAGAGAUCCCUCUCCCCGCCGCCGCCCUCUGCCGCCGCCUCCUCGGCCGUCGCCGCUCCUCCGUCCUCCUCCUGUGGCCCGAUCGCCGUAACUGUCCCUCCGGAGGGGCCUUCAGGGAGCGCCGCGGCAUCGGUGGCGGCGGCCGGUGCAGAGGCGCCGCCGGCGCGACGGCCGAACCGGUGCGCGUCGUGCCGGAAGAGGGUGGGGCUGACGGGGUUCCCGUGCCGAUGCGGGGCGACCUACUGCGGGGAGCACCGGUACCCGGAGCGGCACGCGUGUUCCUUCGAUUACAAGGCGGCGGGCCGGGAGGCCAUCGCGCUCGCCAACCCCAUCGUCAAGGCCGACAAGCUGCGCAAGAUCUAAGCCGGCGCCGUCUCUCCGCGUCGUAUAAGAGAUGGGCAUGACGGUGUCCGCAGUUGCCGUUGCCGGCGAACGAUGCAUCCCUACAACUUGUAUUGGAAUCAUGUCCAUCGACUCUCUGCUUCACUCUCCAUCUCGCCCUCUUCGGUUAAUAAAGCUUGAUGAAUUGAUCC